AUGAUCGAGCAUCAGGUGCCUGGGAAGCAAGAAGGCACAUUGACUGUUCGCGACGACCGAACAGGCCACUCCUACACCAUCCCCAUCAUCCACAAUGCCGUUCCUGCCCUGGGCUUCCGACAGAUUGUCAAGGACCGAAAAAACAAGACGCCUCGUCAGCAGUUUGAAGAGGGUCUGCGUGUGAUUGAUCCCGGUUAUCGCAACACGGCCGUCAAGAUGUCGGGCAUUACCUACAUCAACGGAGAACAAGGUGUCAUCCUCUACCGUGGCCACCCUCUGGGUUCGCUCGUCGGCAAGUCCUAUGAAGAAAUCACCCAUCUGCUGGUCUGGGGCUCGCUGCCCACCGAGUCGCAGCGCCUCAGCUUCCAGCGCAAGUUGGCUGAAGCCAUGGUUCUGCCCGAUGUGGUCCGCCAGGCUGUGACCAACCUUCCCCGCGAUGUCCCCGCCACCGUCCUCAUGGGCGCCGCUCUGACUGCCUAUCUCUCCGUGCACCCCGAGUACAUCCCCGCCUACGUGGGCAAGAACCUGUACAACGGCAAGAUGGACAAGGUCGACGAACAGCUCACCAGGACCCUCGGCAUCUCCGCCGUCACCAUCUCCAUCGUCUUCUGCCACAAGCACGGCCGCGAGUUCCGCCCCGCCGACCUCAACCGCAGCUACAUCGAGAACCUGCUGCACAUGGGCGGCUUCACCGAAGGCAACCCCAACGUCUCCCCCGAAAAGGCCGCCGACAUCUUCACCCGUCUCUGGGCGCUCUACGCCGACCACGAGAUGACCAACUCCACCUCUGCCUACCUGCACACGGCCUCUGCCCUCACCGACCCCAUCUCCAGCCUCAUCGCCUGUCUCCAGUCGGCCUACGGUCUCCUGCACGGUGGCGCCAUCGACGCCGCCUACACGGGGAUGCGUGAGAUCGGCGGCCCCGAGAACGUCCCCCACCUCAUCAACAAGGUCGUCAACAAGGAAGCCCGUCUGUCCGGCUACGGCCACCGCAUCUACAAGCUCCAGGACCCCCGCGCCGGCUACAUCAAGGAGAUGCUGGACGAGCUGACCCACGACACCGACAUUCGCCAGAUGGAUCCUGUCCUGGCCAUCGCCAUGGAAAUCGACCGAAUGGCCGGCCAGCACGAGUACUUUACCAAGCGCAACCUGCAGGCCAACGCCGAUCUUUACGGUAGCUUCGUCUACACUGCUCUUGGCGUCCCAUCUGACUUCUGCGUCGCUCUCGCCAUGUUGUCGCGGGUACCCGGUGUCCUGGCACACUGGAGAGAAGCCAUGUCCCGUCCCCCUGAGCUGUGGCGCCCUCUGCAGAUCUACACCGGUCCUACUUCGGUGACAGUAUAG
This is a messenger RNA of Aspergillus wentii DTO 134E9, 1344 nucleotides long. RefSeq lists its product as uncharacterized. Bases 1 to 1344 code for a protein of 447 amino acids. Gene Ontology annotation, cellular component: mitochondrial matrix. Gene Ontology annotation, biological process: tricarboxylic acid cycle; carbohydrate metabolic process. The transcript has 4 exons. The record is from RefSeq and is a predicted model, not a curated record. NCBI's taxonomy places the organism in Eukaryota, Fungi, Ascomycota, Eurotiomycetes, Eurotiales, Aspergillaceae.